This is a messenger RNA of Fusarium vanettenii 77-13-4, 1494 nucleotides long. RefSeq lists its product as uncharacterized. Gene Ontology annotation, molecular function: DNA binding; zinc ion binding. Gene Ontology annotation, biological process: DNA-templated transcription. The record is from RefSeq and is a predicted model, not a curated record. The annotation marks the transcript as partial. The transcript is spliced from 4 exons. NCBI's taxonomy places the organism in Eukaryota, Fungi, Ascomycota, Sordariomycetes, Hypocreales, Nectriaceae.
GGGUUCCUGGGACCAACCUCGUCUUGGUCGUUCUGUCGACGCGUCCUCUCCUUGAUCGCCAGCCGUCUCCCCGAACAUCAUGUACCCCCAGACCCCUGGACGCUCGCGCAGUUUGAUCUCAACUGGACUACUCUCGGCGCGGACGAGUCGCCCGCCAUCGAUGAUCUACCAGCACAAGACUACGCGACCUUCCUAGCUCACACUGUGAAGUACCACUUGGGCACUCUGUCUCCUAUUCUUGAUGAUGAGGUCUUCUUCGCCCGGAUAAAUGACCUGUACAACGAUCCAGCCGCCGAAGCUCAACGAUCAAGGCUUUGGUACGCGCAGUUUCUGCUCGUUUUGGCUUUCGGGGAGGCCAUUGUGAACUCGAAAGGGGCUUCAGCCACACCUGGAACCCAGUAUGCAUCGCGAGCCAUGUCGUUGAUCCCCAACUUCUUCCGUGUCAACAAGAACUCGAUACUGGCAGUUGAGACGCUAUGUCUGGCGGCGCUGUACCUCCAGUCACUAGACUUGAGGCUAGAGGCAUUUCAGACGAUUGGGCAAGCUCUUCGCAUCUGCACUCUAGAAGGGUUCCACAGACACGCCUCUCCGGCUGAGGUAGGGCCAACACAUUCCCGACGGUGCAACACCGUGUUCUGGGCUACCUACAUACUCGACCGCCAUUUUUCGACCCUGGUAGGAGCACCGAGCUCCAUCCGCGACGAGGAUAUCACAGCAAAGCUUCCAUCGGAGACUGUAGACUCAUCCUGGGCUCUCGCCAUGACUCUAAAUAUUCGCCUCUCACGCCUCACAGCCGAGAUUCUAGCAGUCAGCGAUACCCUUGUUAAGAAAACACAGUCAAUGCUGCAUAGCACGGCAAAUGUGUCGAGCGAACUCAACAGAUACCUGCAGACAAAUGUCCACGGUACCACCAUCAAGUCGUCAUCGAGAAUUGCGACGCGUCUACUUUUGUCUUAUCAUCAUGUAGGUCUGCCACUGUCUUCCGCCAACCCCGCCCUUCUAAGGCCUAACAGGAAUAGUGCAUCGUCAGCUGUACUAACAAUGUCAGAUUGCUUCAUCCCAUUCCAACUAGAGGAGGCCUUCUCAUCCGCUUUCAUCCUCCACGUCAUCGCUUCAGUCGUACCAGCCUGGCUGCAAGAUCGGCCCUGUCUGCCCGUGGCGUACCUCAUACUCAACAAGAUGAUAGCAGGGGGCAGUCAUGGUGCUCGGAUCCGCAAGAUGGAGUUGCAGCGCUUGGAGAAGAUAUUCUUCUCGUAUCUGCAGGUUAAGGCUGGCGAGGCAAACAAUCAAGCGCCGCAGUCUGAAGAGGCGCCGAGACUAUUUGAUAUGUCGAGAGUCGUGCAGCAGGAUGAUAACUCGGCCAUGAUGCAAGACUAUUCUCCUGCUGACGACAUGGCGGCGUGGAAUUUGUUGGACCUACAGGACUCUUUCACGGUGUCUCCGUCCGGGUUAUUGACCUUAGCUGAGGGAUUGGACUUGCAGAACUUUGUAUGA